GGCAUCCAGUCCUCUGUCUGAUCACAACAUGAAGGCCUUUGUGGUGAUUGCUGCACUAGCUGUGGUGGGCUCAGCUGCCCCCGGCAACUAUGCCAACCUCAGGAGUGCUGCUCUCCCCUCUGGCCUGGGUGCCAUCGCUGCCCCUGUGCACCUGAAGACCAUCAAGGUGGAUGAGGUCAAGUCUGCUCCUGUGACCGCGAACCACGCUGCUCUGACCUACUCGGCUGGCGCCAUCGCCGCUCCUCUGGGCUACGCCGCCCACGGCUAUGCCGCUCCCCUGGGCUAUGCUGCCCACGGCUAUGCUGCCCACGGUUAUGCCGCCCACGGUUAUGCUGCCCACGGCUACGCUGCCCCCGCCGCUGUGGCUGUGAAGGCUGCUGCCCCCGUGGAGCUGAAGACCAUCAAGGUGGAGGAGGUCAAGGCUGCUCCCGCUCCCGUGGCCUACGCUGCCCCCGUGGCGUACGCCGCCCCCGCCGCCUAUGCCAGCCAUGCCGCUGUGGCUGUGAAGGCUGCCCCGGCUGUGGCUGUGGCUGCCCCCGCCGUCACCUACACCGCCGCCGCGCCCGCCAUCGUCCGUCAGGAGGUCGAGAUCCCCGUCACCAAGACGGUCCACUACGCUGACCAGCAGGUCGUCACUGGACACACCACGAGCAUCCACAAGCCGGCCAUUGCUGCCCCGGUCAUCGCUGCCCCCAGAACCCUGGUUGGCAAGACCGUCACCAACCCGGCCACCGUCAGCGUGCAGAAGUACGCCGCUGAGGUCAAGACCAUCAACCACGUGCCCCAGCCGUACGAUGUGCCUUACGAUGUGCCUGAGCCGUACGCUGUGCCCACCCCCGUGCACACGGCCCCCGUGGAGGUGAGGAAGCGCGUCUACGCCCCGGCCGUCCAGGCCGCCCCUGUGGCCUACGCUGCCCACGGCUACGCUGCCCCCGCUGCUGUUGCUGUCAAGGCUGCCCCCCGUGUGGUGCCCAGACAUGUUGUGAUCAUCUUCCUCAAUAUAUUUCCAUUCCCCAUCGUCUCCGUGCUUUAA
Molecule: messenger RNA, 1033 nt
Organism: Pollicipes pollicipes
Lineage: Eukaryota; Metazoa; Arthropoda; Thecostraca; Pollicipedomorpha; Pollicipedidae
Product: cuticle protein 19.8
Exons: 3
Coding region: 29-1033 (334 amino acids)
Source: RefSeq, a predicted model, not a curated record